GCUGAGACUGAUUUCGGUCUCGAUCGAUUACGACUCGAUUGUCUAACGCAAUUAUAAUUGCAUUUUAAUUUUUUUUUACGAAUAAACAUUCUGUUUUAACUUGGCUUCAAUUUGAUUUAAUCAUUGAUGGUGUAUUGAUAAUGAAGGACAGUACAAUGUCGAUGUCAGAGUCCCAAGAAGAAGAGAGCAGCCCCUCCCAAAAUAUGCAGAUGGAGCUGCACAGCAAAGGAGCUGUUCUGACCAAAGCCUGGUCUGACUUGUUUAGCUUUAUUACGAAAUAUCAGGCAGAGCUGACAGUGAAGGAGAAUACUGUUGAAAUUGCUGAACGGGAGAUUGAUGUACGUAAAAGACAGUUGGAGGAAAUGAAACCGAUGGUGGAUGCAGAGAAUGAGGAGGUAACAAAAUUACAAGAAGAGAUUCGAACCAAGGAAAGACUGCUGAGCAAAUCACAAUCAGAACUUUCUGUGAAAGGGCAGAUGUUACGAAGUGUGCAAUCAGACCUGACCUGCAACAUGGAACUUUUAGAAAAAGCCAGAUGUGAUCUUUUAGAUAGACAAUCAGAACUUGUGCGCAACAGGGGAGACUUAGAACGCUUAAAAUCAGAAUUGACUAUAAAACAGGAACAAAUUCAAAUAAAAGACAAUUUGUUGAGAAAGUUACAAAAUCAGUUGAUGAAAGAAAAUGCUGAACUGAAGGAACAGUUGGAGCUGAAUGAAAGAACCCUCGAAAUGGAACGAAGAUCCCAUGAAAUGACCAAGAGAACACUUAGAGAAAAAUCAAAACCAACUGCCAGUGCUGUGCAGUCUGUGAUAGAGAUUCCAGAUUCCCCGCCAACUUUAGAUCUUUCCGUUGAACAAGAAGAUUACGGCCUCUCAGACAUAAUCUCUGCAGCCGAGGCUCAACGCAAACGACCUUACACAAUGGAUCAGGACUUGCCAACCAAACGUUUUCAUUCCUCCACCCAGGACAGUGCCUUGUCUCGCCUUUCAGCUAUGACUUCAGAGAGUUUCACUGACUUUUCAAGAAGUUCUCAACCAGUGACAUCCGUGACAACUCCAACUAAACUACAGUGGUCUAUGCCAUCUCCCACUGCCACUUCACCUCGGCAAGUUUCACAGUCAAGAACACCUACUCAAAUGCCUUCUAGUCCUUCCUUCCAAGAACCAUCCGCACAAAGUGACAGUUUCAAUGUUGCUGCCACAUCUGCCAGUGAUACUUUCUUUCCAUUAAGUGUUUCACAAACUGAGGAGGACUCGAAAGCAGGUAUUGACACAUCUGCUGGUGCUAUGUAUACGGACACUGAAAUGCAGGGAUCAGGACAAUAUAUGCCUGGAACACCUGGAAGUUCUGGGACAAGUGACAGUAAUCAGGGGCCCCCUGUCCCCAUAUCCGGGCCUAUUCAAAGUACCGGAAUUUCACCUGGUGGUGGCAUGUCACCAGGGGGAUCAACACAAGAAGGAGCUGAUGGAAAGUAUGGUGCUCAGUUAAGGAACUGCCUACAAUGUGAAAACUGUGGUAACCUCUCUGCCAUUCCUCCAAACAUGGGCCUGUUCAUGAUGUCACAGCCCGGGGAGUUAAAAUGCGAGUCUUGUGGUCAGCCAUUUUGUUUGAAGAAGUUUUAUGGACCUCCUAAAAAGAGGACAAGAGUUGAAAUCACCGCCAGACAAAAACAGGAAAUCUGCCAAUUCCGGAUGGAAAAUGCUAGUUUGUCCCAAGAAGAGGUCCGACAACACUUCAUUUCUAAUUGGGGAAUAGCUCUCGGAAGGUCAACAGUUCAUGACAUCAUAAAGAACAGUCAUAGAUGGUUGUCCAUUCGACCAGAAACUGUUUCUAUGGACAAGUCUCGGCUCCGAACUUGCCAAGUUCCUGAGCUGGAGGCAGUACUCUCCACUUGGAUCCAUGAUGUCCAUGCCCAUGGCUUUCAACCUGAUGGGGGCAUGAUAAUUGAAAAGGCCAAGAGGUUGGGGAAGGAGUUGGGUGUAGAAAAUCUUUCGUAUUCCCAUGGGUGGCUUUAUAGGUUUAAAAAGCGUCAUGGUAUUUUGAAAUCAAAGAAACAAGUAAACAAAUCAGGAGCUGAUACGAAGUUUGGAAUUCCCACGGGAAUUGGCACCAGUGUAGCUCUUGCCCACACUGCGAUGUUAGAUACAAGUGUUCUCCGAGAACCUGGAAUCCUCGGAACAAAUCAAGACCAGGGAGACACUCACAUUGAUGUUGGUCAUGUAGCACAGGCCAUUCCCAGUGGCAGUGCAUCUAAUCUUGGUAUUUCCCGGGAAAAUGAUGCAAACAGCGGGGUUCAUGUUCCGGAGGAUGCUCAAGGGCGUGACUUCGGAGGUGAUGAAGACACGGGAGAAAGGAGAGAAGGUUCUCAAGUUGGAGAAAAAACACAAGAGGACUCUCAGCCCAGUGAUCUUGAAGUCUCUGCCAGUUGUUCUGUUCACAUUGAAUGAGCUUGAUCCAUUAUUUUUUUCAGAUUUCUUGAUUUUCCUUGCUUUUAGGGUCUCCUGGGGUCUCUUUGGUUGAAGUUCUCAGAUAUGUUCGCACGUUUCACAAGCUUGUUUCUGACUCCAAGGCAACUUCUGUUUCUGGUGUUAUUUUAUGUAUAUUUAAUAUCUUGCAUAAGUAUUUGGUUAUGUCCAGACGCAAGGACCCAAUGCGCCGCAUAGCAGCAAAAUAGCGAAGCAGGCGAAACAUUUAUAACGGGUUAUGGACUUAUAGCGCAAUUGUGGGGUUGUAUCUAUUUUGCUGUAUAUUGUCACGAGGAAAGAAAAGCACGCAACCUCAUGCCAACCUAUUUAUGUAAAGUGAUAAUAUGAAGGUAUAUAGUUCAGGAAAUGUUAAUAAAAAUCAUUCCAUAUCGUCUUUUGAGAGCAUUUUUAAUUGUAAAAAAUAUAUGCCUACGUCACAGAGUGUCUGCAAUGGUCAUUUUUAUCACAGAAGUCUCGCGCAGCCAGAAGUUCUUCACUUAUUAGUCAAUAUUAGUCUGGCGCAUGCCAGACCUUCUUUGUACGAAACGUUUUCCAGCACGAUAUAGGUGGGCAGAAGCAACACUGCGCAAGAUUACCUCGAGCAGGGGCUAAUAAUAGAUUAUGCUAAUGAGCAUACCUUCCUCAUUAAGUUUUCACAGAAUAGUCCAUAACGCGUGAAGCUCGGGACGGCAUGGUUCUCUUAUUGCAUGUAUAGAGCAUUUUUAAUUUGUUAAAUGUAUAUGCCUACGUCACAGAGUCUCUGUAAUGGUAAUUUUUAUCACAGUAGUCUCGCACAGCCAGACCUUCUUCACUUAUAAGUCUGGCGCAAGCCAGGCUAAAGCACAGUCAACCGACACCAGUAUACCCCCUCACACUCAGAAACCACAAACGUCCACCCCUUCUUGCUACCUUAAUACUUCUAGGUGGUGUAGGGGUAUUUGUGUUCCGAGCACGGUAGUUGGACAUUGUUGAGUCAGAAGUGUGAUAUUUACCGCCUCAUUCGCAAUCAUACUGCAGAAGGGCCAUGUUGUAGUGAUUUUUGUGGCAGGACAAUUCUCCAAUAGAAUGACUCUACACGUAUAUUAUAUAAUAUAUAUAUACGGUAUAUUAUCUAACGCAUCGUUUUAUUGCGUGUCUUGCCUUUUCUGUCCAAUGGCCACAAUUGAUGCGAUGAAGAUGUUUCAGUCAACACUGAUAGUUGGCGGUCCAAGAAUAUAAUUUUGCCAUUAUCAAAAUGUACAGAAAUACGACAGUGCAGGGUAAGCAUCCCUCCAACACUCACAUCUUUGGAAAUGUACACUUCUUUGCAUGCCUUGACACAUGAUGUAAAUAUUCUGAACGCUUCAAACUUGUAUCCUCAUCAGUAUGUGUGAUUACCGGUAUAGUUAUCAUGAUCAUAG
This is a messenger RNA of Lineus longissimus, 3865 nucleotides long. RefSeq names its product early growth response protein 1-B-like. Bases 141 to 2447 code for a protein of 768 amino acids. Gene Ontology annotation, biological process: embryo development; embryonic hindgut morphogenesis; regulation of transcription by RNA polymerase II. Gene Ontology annotation, cellular component: chromatin; nucleus; PcG protein complex. Gene Ontology annotation, molecular function: DNA-binding transcription factor activity, RNA polymerase II-specific; RNA polymerase II cis-regulatory region sequence-specific DNA binding. NCBI's taxonomy places the organism in Eukaryota, Metazoa, Nemertea, Pilidiophora, Heteronemertea, Lineidae. The record is from RefSeq and is a predicted model, not a curated record. The transcript has 4 exons.